UUGUUUUUUUUUCUCCCCCUCAGCUGGGGGAUGUGUCUACUCGGCUGGUGCUCUUUAUAAUGUCUCCCUUCUUCCUUUUUUUCAGUAGUAUGUGGGAAGAUAAGCUACAAGGAUGCCGAUGAUUUCCUUAUACAUUUUUGUAAAGUUUGUCGUUAUUUAAGAUAGCAUAGCUGAAUAAUUAGCUGGUUUUGUUCAGGGUCCAAGCAGAAAAUGGAUACGCGGGUAUCGGAGCUUUUCGGGACAGGUUCCGCUUUCAGACCCGGCGCUACUGCAGGAACCGGCUCGGCUUCACAUAACGCCGCGGCAGUGGCGCCCAAAAGGGCGCCCUCAAAAAAUGGCAAAAAGGCAAAAAGCCGCUCUGCCCGACAUUCAAAAUCGAGCAAUAACCCACCCUAUCUACCUCCAGAGGCUGAAGAGGGAAAUAUAGAGUACAAGCUGAAGCUGGUGAACCCCACACAGUAUCGCUUUGAGCACCUGGCCACACAGAUGAAAUGGAGGCUGCAGGAAGGCAGAGGGGAGGCUGUGUAUCAGAUCGGUGUAGAAGACAAUGGCUUGCUUGUUGGAUUAUCCGAGGCAGAUAUGAGAGCUUCGCUCCGGACCCUCCAUAUGAUGGCUGAGAAGGUGGGUGCUGACAUUACAGUUCUCAGAGAGAGAGAGGUGGAUUAUGACUCGGAGGAGCCUCGAAGAAUUGCAGAAGUCCUCGUCAGGAAAGUGCCAGAUGACCAGCAGUUCCUGGACCUACGGGUAGCAGUGCUGGGUAAUGUGGACUCGGGGAAGUCCACUCUCCUUGGUGUGCUCACACAAGGAGAGCUGGAUAAUGGCAGGGGCAGAGCACGACUAAACCUCUUUAGGCAUCUCCAUGAGAUUCAGACAGGAAGGACCUCCAGUAUCAGCUUUGAGAUCCUGGGCUUUAACAGCAAAGGAGAGGUGGUGAAUUACAGCGAGUCACGGACAGCGGAGGAAAUUUGUGAGAGCGCCUCAAAAAUGAUCACCUUCAUAGACUUGGCUGGUCAUCAUAAAUAUCUGAAGACUACCAUCUUUGGCCUCACCAGCUACUGCCCUGACUUUGCCAUGCUGGUGGUCAGUGCAAACACUGGCAUCGUGGGCACCACACGGGAGCACCUUGGUCUGGCCAUGGCUCUGAAGGUUCCGAUCUUCAUCGUGGUCAGUAAAGUGGAUCUGUGCACAAAAGCCACGGUGGAGAGAACUGUACGGCAGCUGGAGCGCGUCCUCAAGCAGCCUGGCUGCAACAAAAUUCCACUGGUGGUGAACAACGAAGACGACGCCGUGACUGCAGCCCAGCAGUUUGCACAGUCCCCCAGCAUCACGCCGAUCUUCACAUUGUCCAGCGUAUCAGGAGAGAACCUAGAGCUGCUCAAGGUGUUCUUUAACAUCCUGCCGCCCCUCAGCAACAGCAAAGAGCAGGAGGAGCUCAUGCAGCAACUCACCGAGUUCCAGGUUGAUGAGAUUUACACAGUUCCUGAUGUUGGCACUGUAGUGGGAGGAACUCUUUACAGUGGUAUCUGCCGAGAGGGGGAGCAGUUAGUGGUAGGUCCGAUGGAUGACGGCCAGUUCUGCGAUCUCACCGUGUGCAGCAUCCAGAGAAACCGAUCAGCAUGCAGAGUGCUCCGAGCAGGACAGGCAGCUACCCUUGCACUGGGCGAGUUCGACCGCUCGUUGUUACGAAAGGGAAUGGUGAUGGUGAGUCCAGAGAUGCAUCCCACUGUCUGCUGGAUGUUUGAGGCUGAGAUCGUACUGCUCUUCCAUGCUAAGACGUUUCACAAGGGCUUCCAGGUGACCGUACAUGUGGGCAACGUGAGACAGACAGCCACAGUGGAGGCUCUGCAAGGGAAGGAGGAACUGCGCACAGGUGAGAAAGCGGUGGCACGAUUCAAAUUCAUCAAGCAUCCAGAGUACCUCAAAGUUGGAGCCAAGCUGCUUUUUAGACAUGGAGUUACCAAAGGAAUUGGACAAGUCACUAAGCUACAACCCUUGUCCCAGUACCAACACCAAACAUAGAGUCUCAUUCUUACUCUUACCCUCUCUAUUUAUCUCUCUCUCUUUGUCUUUCUCUCUGUCUCAGCCAGCUCAGAGGAUACAAGCACAGCCUAGAAAAAUACACCAGUCCUUCAAUCAUCCUCCGAGUCCUUUUUGUAAUCCCCCACAACCCCCGAAUCAUUUACAUUUCCUUUUCUUCUGCCAAAGCCUUUCCUCCACCGACCUCAAGCUUUUAAUAUAUUUUUUUAAUAGAAACGUUUUUUCCUCUUUAAGAUAUUAGUCUAGUUUAUAGAUUUCUUUUAAUUUUUUUUAACUAUGGCAAUAGAAUUAUAAGGAAGUGAGUUGGUCCUGCUUUAAGCAUAAAUGUAAUGGACACCAUAUCGAGGUCAGAUUUGAAGUCUAGUAGCUGUUCUUGUCAAUAUGAGUGGACACAGCAAUUUGAGGGUUUUUAAAGUGAAUCAACUGGCUGGCUGAUUAGGGAAAUGAUAGCUGAGCUCGAAUUCGUUAUUUACCUCAUCAGCGUUGUUUGUUUUGACCUUUUUUCCCCCCUUUAAAGCCUUCUAAUGAGCUCCUUGCACAGUUCACACUCGUUUAACCACAAAAUACAAGCAAAGCAUGAGCAUGCUUCAUCACCACUUCAGAAUUUAGUCCCGGCCUAAUUUAUGUCGAACUAAAUUCUGCAGCUUGGUAGAUCUCUUGGAAAGGUACUGGAAACCUUUAUAUUAAUAAUUAAAGGCAACAGACUUGAGGAUCAUUUUGAAUGAGAGUUACUUUUCGUAGGUGUCCGAGUCUAAUCAUGUGUUCACAAGUACUCCGUAAAGUGUAAUGUAUUUUAAUGGCAGCUACAAUGGUGACUGAGUUUUAUCACUAUCUUGUCAACCAACUAUUUAAACUAAAAUGCCAUCACUUAGCGUCAUCCAACUUAAACCUGCUAACAGUCUGAUGUCUUCUGUAAAAAGGAUGACUGAUGUGAAACGAGGCACUUUAACGUAGCAGCAGGCUCAGGCUGUUCAGGGUCGAAUGUUUCAGCUCAAUGAGACCCGCUCACUGAAGGUGUCUCACACUGCCUUAUGAUCAUGUGGUUCUCUGUGCUUCACUGUUGCUGAAUACCACUUCGUAUGACAAUAUCAGUAUCGUCCUAUAUGUAGUAACAUUGAUAUUCUUGCCUACACUCAAGUGCUUUAGUUGCUCAGGAAGUGUUGCAUGUUUCCUCCUUCACACUGACCCUAAAUCAAGAGAAAGUAGAAAUCGACUUGAGCAGCUCUGAAGAAUGAAAACCGGUCUCUCUCAAAGCAUCUCUGCUGCUCUUUUACUGAUUAUGCAAAAUGCACUGCAGGCCUCAGGCAGGAUUUUUUUUUUUUUUUUUUUUUCCUCACCUUGUAUGUCACAGACGUUCCUUGUUGACGAUCUUCUCGUUUUCUUUAGGUUACUGAUAUCACAAUGUUAAAUCGAGGUGCUCUUUCGUAGUGCCUUGAGCCUGAUGAGCUCCUUUUAUUAGGUUUGAUGUCGAACCCCACACAGGUUUUUUUUGUAGCUUUCUGAACUCGGUGCUAAACCUUUACUAUCAAGGGUUGAUACAUUAGUUUCUAAACCCUGACAACGUGUCUCUACAACAACCAGUUUAUGCAUGUCAUGUUCUCAUACGUACCACAUUAAGGCACAUGGUAACACCUUUUAUAUGUUGUACAUUGUGUUUCUUGUGCAAUUUUUAGAGGUAGGAAAAACAAAUGUAUUUAAAACCAAAAUGUAAUAAAGGUUUAGCUAUUUAGUAAUUUCUAGUUUUAUCCACUGUUCUAUUUUUGACACCUGUUUUGAUGUCUUUUUUCUGGGCUUGCCAAGAAAAGAGACUGGAAAAGAAAAUUGCCUUUUUUUUCCUGUUUUAUUUCUUGAAGAAUUUUAGAAUUUUAGCUUUACUUUUUGGUGAAUUGAUGAAAAAAAUAAAUUUGUAUAUUUAUGGUGUAUAUAUCUAUAUAUAAUAAAAUAUAAUGUUCAUGA
Molecule: messenger RNA, 3993 nt
Organism: Hemibagrus wyckioides
Lineage: Eukaryota; Metazoa; Chordata; Actinopteri; Siluriformes; Bagridae
Gene: gtpbp2a
Product: GTP binding protein 2a
Exons: 12
Coding region: 211-2019 (602 amino acids)
Biological process (GO): translational elongation
Molecular function (GO): translation elongation factor activity; GTPase activity; GTP binding
Source: RefSeq, a predicted model, not a curated record